Messenger RNA from Cuscuta campestris, 486 nucleotides. NCBI's taxonomy places the organism in Eukaryota, Viridiplantae, Streptophyta, Magnoliopsida, Solanales, Convolvulaceae. The record is from the annotation of a GenBank genome assembly.
UUCGAUUCUAAUUCAGUCAAUUUCGUAUACCAAACGGACACUAAAAAACUAACUUACAAGAUCAACAAGUUUUAGAUAAAUAUGCGAAGCCCAAUGUUUUUAGGCCCAAUGUGAGUUGAAACUCUAAAAAGCAUCUUCUUCAUUGUUUGUCAGGUCUGCACUCUUUACAGAAUAGAGGGAGGAAAGCGAAGGCUGAAGAAAUGGCGCUUGCUUGGUUGGAGGCGGUUCUGCCUUUGGGAAUCAUUGCCGGCAUGCUCUGCAUUGCAGGAAACGUCCAAUAUUUUGUCCACAAAGCCUACCAUGGCCGGCCUAAGCACAUAGGAAAUGAUGUUUGGGAUGUAGCGAUGGAAAGGCGUGACAAGAAGCUCAUGGAGAUCCUCUCUGCUGCUCCUUCCUCUGAUUAGCUUCGUUUGCUGUUCCGGUCUGGCAGCGUUACCAGCGUGCGUGGAAACAAAAAUGCGCUUUGCCAUUCUCAAUUGCUGAAAU